UACAAGAGUCCAAUAAAGUGAGUAUAAGCUUGUACCACAGCAUUCUGCCAACACACACUUCCAACUGAGACUGAAGUCCUUUUAAAGACUCAACAAUGGAGAGGAUUUUUAUUCUUGUGGCUGGAAUUGUGCUCCUUCUCCAAACUGUCAUUGUCAAGCCUGAGAAACAGCAAGCAGAGGGUGGAAUUCCUCACAAUAAGCCACUGAAUGAACCAGAGGAAGAUCGAGACAUGAUCUAUCACAGCCUGCCAGAUAACCUUCAUCACAAUCUCCAGCCAGAGAUGGUUGUGUUACAUCAGACACCAAUGAACGAGCCAGAAGAAGAUCGAGAUAUGAUUCAUCAUGGUGAUUCAAAUAUUCUUCAACAGGAGUUGCAGGCAGAAAGGGAGCAGGAGACAGUAUUAAUUGAACCAGCAGAAGGUUAUAACGACGCUGCAAUUACUGGACAUGAACAUCAUGUCAAGAUGGUUUUGCCAUAUGAGCCAUUAAAUGAGCCCGAGGAAGAUCGAGAUACAAUGUAUCAUAGCCUGCCCGAUGAUCUUUAUCACAACCUCCAAACUGAGAUGGUCAUAUUACAUGAGACACCAAUGAAUGAGCCAGAAGAAGACCGAGAUAUGAUCCAUCAUGGGAUAUGAAAUCCGGACUGUCCUCCAAUACACUUAUAUAGAACAGGAGAUAGAAGAUUUGAUUCAUCACUGCAUUAAUUUAAAGCUACAGAAUUUUUCCAAAUGCAACUCUGAUUUAUGAAACAGGACUGAUGCAAUCAGAAGUUUCAAAAUACCAGAAUUCUAUAACUCAACAAUGAAAGUUAUUAAGAUCAAAACAGAAAUGAAAUGUCUUUGAGAAAUUAACUUUCCAAGCGCUAAUUUAAAAACAGAGCGGAGAAGUAAUUGCAGUCAUUUCACUGCAUCAGUGUUGGAACUAUUUUGACUCAUCACUUCUAAGUUAGAUCACAGGCAUCAAGAGUUAGCAGUCAAAAAUGAACAAGGCCCCAGAAAGGAUAAUCCUUCCACCAGAACUAAAAAAUAAAUCAAGUGAUGACAAUAUGUAAACCAUGACAUAAUGCAGUGAGAUAAUAAUGGGAUUUUUUUUCGAGUUACUAUAGCACUUGGGAAGUAAAUUGGGAAUUUCAUUUCCACUUCAAAAGGAGUUGGCUUCAUCUUUUCCGCAAAGUUAUACUGAUUCAUCAAGAACAGCUCCAUGCAAAUUCUCAGCAAAAUGCGUCUGAACAUAUCAAAGCUCUAUCAAAAAUCCCUCCACCUCAAAGUUUAAAAGAUAUUUAUCAAUCUUAAUGAAAUGAGUUGAAGGCCUUCCCGAAACAUCUGAGCAAGGAAAAACAGAUUUAAUAUUUUUAUCCCUCAAUGUUAAAAUUAAUGUGAUGAGUUUAAGAAACAAAUUAAAUUUUCAGAAGAACUAUUUACCACAUUAAAAACCAAAAGAAUUUCAGAUGCUGUAAAUCAGAAAUAUAAUUAGAAGUCGUUGGAAAAGCUCAGCUGGUCAGGCAGCAUCUGUGAAGAAAAAAUCAGAGUUAACGUUUUGUUCAGAGAAAGGUUCACUGGACCUAAAACAUUAACUCUGAUUUUUUCUUCACAGAUGCUGCCAGACCUGCUGAGCUUUUCCAGUAACUUAGAGGGCAGCACAGAAGCAUAGUGGUUAGCAGUGCUGCCUCACAGCACCGUGGACCCAAGUUCAAUUCCAGCCUCAGGCAACUGUCUGUGUGGAGUUUCUCCCCAUCUCUUGCAUGGGUUUCCUUCCACAGUCCAAAGAUGUGCAGGUUAGGUGGAUUUGCCAUGCUAAAUUGCCCAUAGUGUUCAGGAGGUGUAGGAUUAGGGGGAUGGGUCUGGGUGGGAUGCUCUGAGGUUCAGCAUGGACUUGCUGGGCUGAAAGGCCUGUUUCCACACUGUAGAGAUUCUCAUUCACUUCUGUUUUUGUGUCUACCACAUUAUAUUCCUGUUCUUCACUGCACAGCUGUAGGAGGUUAACAACCACAGUGAUUGAAGAUUGAAUUAAGUUUGAACGUUAAUUAAACAUCAAAAUAUCUUUA
Stegostoma tigrinum is the source of this 2044-nucleotide messenger RNA. RefSeq lists its product as uncharacterized. The transcript is spliced from 3 exons. NCBI's taxonomy places the organism in Eukaryota, Metazoa, Chordata, Chondrichthyes, Orectolobiformes, Stegostomatidae. Bases 96 to 635 code for a protein of 179 amino acids. The record is from RefSeq and is a predicted model, not a curated record.